AUGGCAUCGUCGCAAAAUACAUGCAUCAACAUGGAACCCACUACAAAGACUAAAAUCGGCUUCUUCGACCUUCCACCAGAACUUCGCCACGAGAUAUACUCCUACCUCUUCGUCAGUAGACACGACACGGUGCUAACAUGCUUCGGACAACAACCCAUGUACCAAGGCUACGCGUACCGACGACUGGAAUCUUACAUUCCCGGCUAUGAGGAUCUGCGGACAAUCAUGUUUCUCAAGAAAGCACGCAGUCUGUGCCACCAGAUGAAAUGCGAGGUCGACGAAUUCUUCACCAGCAAGCAUGAAUUCCAGGGGAUGAUGGCGCAUGGUGCCACGGGAACGAAGGGGCUCCGACAAUGCGUCUCUCACCAUAUCUGGCGACAGGCACGACAUGUGGAUUUCGAGUACUAUGUUGAGUGGGGCGUGCUGGAAGUAAGGAGUAGCCGCCUUACGCUGACGAUGGACAAGCAGACCGGGCGGUGGGCAUGUCGACUAUAG
Fulvia fulva is the source of this 495-nucleotide messenger RNA. RefSeq lists its product as uncharacterized. Bases 1 to 495 code for a protein of 164 amino acids. Lineage: Eukaryota; Fungi; Ascomycota; Dothideomycetes; Mycosphaerellales; Mycosphaerellaceae. The transcript has a single exon. The record is from RefSeq and is a predicted model, not a curated record.